Culex pipiens pallens (northern house mosquito) is the source of this 879-nucleotide messenger RNA. RefSeq names its product mitochondrial coenzyme A diphosphatase NUDT8. NCBI's taxonomy places the organism in Eukaryota, Metazoa, Arthropoda, Insecta, Diptera, Culicidae. Gene Ontology annotation, molecular function: coenzyme A diphosphatase activity. Bases 87 to 785 code for a protein of 232 amino acids. The record is from RefSeq and is a predicted model, not a curated record. The transcript has 2 exons.
AAACUUUUUGUUUUGCACCGUGCUGUUGAAUAACAACAAACACUGCCGUUAUUACUCAAUAAUUUAUUAAUCAAACAAUUAAAGCGAUGUCAAUCAGUUCAAGGCCAUUCCUCUUGGCAAACUUCCGGUUCUACAGCACCAAUUCCGCCGUCAUCAGCCCCGCCCUGCUGUCAAACAAGUCAGACCAAACCCGCGUCAUCGAAGCAUUCCGAGCGCUGCCAAAAAUCCGCCUCUCGUCAAAACCUCCGACGAAAGCGGCAGCCGUGCUGAUCCCCCUGUGCACCGUGGAUGGCCAGGUCAGCCUGCUGUACACGCUCCGAUCGGCCAAGCUGAGCCACCACCGGGGACAGGUGUCCUUUCCGGGUGGAAUCCGAGAUCCGGGGGAUGCCAACUUCGAAGCGUGUGCCCUGCGGGAAACCGAGGAGGAAAUCGGAGUUCCGCGGACCAGUGUGGACAUCUGGGGCUGCGGAAACGAACUGAUACCGAACUUUGGACCGGCCAUUACGCCGGUGGUGGGCACCAUCCGGGAAUUUAGUCGGGACGCCCUGGUGCCAAAUCCGGACGAGGUGCAGAAGGUGUUUACGGUACCGAUUGAAACGUUUUUGGCAACUGGAAAUCGACGGCACACUCAGUUCCGGGCAGGUUACACCGUGCCGGUGUACCUGGGCGGGGAGGAGAUUGUCUGGGGGAUGACCGGUGUUAUAACGCACCUUUUUCUGUCGGCACUGUUGCCACGAGAGGUUUAUGAUAGAAAGCUGAACUUUUUGAAAAAGUACAGCAGUUGAUGGCGAAUGCGGGCUUGUUUGGAAGAGAUUUGGAGAUUAGAGUAGCGUUUGAGUAAUUAGGAAAUUGUACAAUAGAACAUACCAUAUAUUGCAG